Molecule: messenger RNA, 870 nt
Organism: Aureobasidium musti
Lineage: Eukaryota; Fungi; Ascomycota; Dothideomycetes; Dothideales; Saccotheciaceae
Source: the annotation of a GenBank genome assembly
AUGGCCAUAUCGAAAUUUUCUACUGGAGUUGCUGUCCGAUUGGCAGCGAGAGAUGGCACUCUGAAAGGCGUCACAUCAGGUCUUACUCCCUCCUACCUCCAAGCAAAUCUCAUUGUCCUACCGUCUCGCUAUGCUGCUGACUUCCGCCUCCUCUGUGCUCGGAACCCCGUCCCUUGCCCUCUUCUUGCAGAAUCCUCACAGAUUGGCUCCUACGAUAGCCUGAAGUCUUACAUUGCCGGUCUGAAAGGAGACAAGGUUGCAUCUGACAUCGACAUCCGCUACGAUGCUCCUAAAUACAUGAUCUAUCAAGAUGGACUUUUGUCGGCUUCGCAUGUGGAAAACAUCGCUACAGAAUGGACGGAAGAUCAUGUUGCGUUCUUGAUAGGAUGCUCAUAUAGCUUCGAAACUGCCUUGAUCAAUGACGAACUUCCGCCUCGCCAUUUUGUCAUGCAGAGGAAUGUGCCGAUGUAUCGCACGAACAUUCCUCUUUGUCCUGCUGGUGUGUUCACCAGAUCAACAUAUGUUGUAUCGAUGCGCCCAUACAAGCGAUCAGACAUCGAACGAGUGAGGGACAUUACACGACCAUUUGUCACUACACAUGGCGAACCCAUAGCUUGGGGCUGGGACGGCAUGAGGAAUUUGGGUAUCGCAGACAUCACUAAGCCUGACUGGGGCGAUGUUCCGUUGGAGAUGGAUGGAAGGCCACUGGAUUCGAGCAACGAGGAUGUUGUUCCUGUGUUUUGGGGUUGUGGUGUAACUCCUCAAGAAGCUGUCAUGAGAGCUGGACUGAAAGGAACUGUGUUGGGCCAUGCUCCGGGGCACAUGAUUUUGCUCGAUGUAAAGGAUGAGGACGUGUUUAGCAUCCAUUGA